AUGACUUCGCCUGAGCCGAAAGUCGAGCAGCUUACUGUUGAUGCCGACGACGACGACGACCAUAAUAGGAACGAUGACAAAAAGGAGAAGCGUACAAGUCGCGCCUGUCUAACAUGUCGCAAGCGCAAAUCUGCCUGUAAUCUACCGGUUGUCGAUGGUGUCGUGACUACACCAUGCGCAAGAUGCAAAAGCACUGGUCUGGAGUGUGUAAUCGGCUCUAGCAAUCGUGGCGGGAGACGAGAACGCAAACGACCGGUCGAGAGCUCUUCAGAAGUCGACAUCACUGACCGACGGCCUUCCCAAACACCACGUCUCGACGCCUGCAACAGCGAUGCCUCCUUCAUCAACGAGGUCGUGGACGCCGCUCAAGCCUUUCCCAUGAUGCCACUCAUGCCUACGAUGAACCCAUCUCCUGGAACAUCUAUGUACCUGGAUCCAGCCCUCCGACCAGAUUCCGUGGCUAUGUACUCCGGCACUGGUGCAACACGAGAGUCAUCGACCGGGUCUGGCAUCCACUUCAACGAGCUGCAGAACCCUAGUGAUGCCCUUGGCAUUCUAGCCCAGAUCGCCAGCGACGGAGACGCAGCAUACUCGGGGCAUAGCCAUCGACAACCCUUUACGCACGACACCCUCGAAUACCCGCUGGUCAGGAACGGACGGCUCAGUUUGACCAAGAUUUUCCAUCUUCUCGAGAGAUACAAGCAUUAUUACCAUCCGUACUUCCCGAUUGUGCCUCUUUCUACACUAAUACCCGCGAACUUGCCCAAAACAGCUCGCGAGGAGAAGCAUCUUCUCACUGCAAUCUUGGUCAUCGCGUCUCGAGAUCUGACCGAUGAGCCGCACAUCUUCGCUUCCUGUGCCGAGCAUAUGCGUUCGCUCGUCUCGGCACUGGCGGCUGGUGGACCUGGCAAUGUGGAGACUGUGGAAGCCUUGCUAUUGCUUGCAGAGUGGACACCAUACACAUCACGUAGUGACGCCGGUCAUGUUGGUAGAGGCGAGGAAGAUCGUGAGGCGUGGAUGCAUGUGGGUACUGCCUUACGCAUUGGCUAUUAUCUUGGCCUCGACAGAUAUUCGUUCGCUGUGCGAGGGGAUGAUGUGAAAGACCCGCAGUGGCAGCGGAAACGUCUCGUGUGGACUGCUUGCUACAUCAGCGACCGACAGAUCAGCAUUAGGCUCGGCCGGGCAUUCUGGUCAAGAGGUCCUGGACCACUCACUACAUUAAGGAAGGAAGACUUCCCAAUGCUUCAAGCAAAAGCACAAGGAGAGGAAGACUUCGCAAGUAUAUUUCAAGCGACACUCGAGCUCACCUUGCUGUUCUCGAACGUUCAUGAUGUGCUCUACUCGAAUCCUGGAAACAGUAUGCGCAGCCAUCUAAGUGGCGGCUACAUCAAGUACAUCGACGACUUCCGCUCAGCAAUAUAUGGCUGGAAAUCUGUCUGGGGCACUUUGACAUGCUCACCAAACCUCAAAGCCACUCUCCUUAUGAGCUACGACUAUCUCAGACUAUACACAAACGCCUUCGCCUUCCACGCCACAGUCAAGCGAGCAUCGACACAAGAGCAAAGCAGUGAUUCUCAAAGCAAGAAGCGUGGCCCAUCUGUUCAACGAGUGUUCUACAACAAUGUUGGCGCAGUAGGAGAUGCGCGCUUCAUCUACGAAGGCCUUGAUGCUGCGAAAAGUCUCCUAAGCAUGUGCAACACUUUCGUCGACCCAGAGAAAGCUCUACGAUACAUGCCAUUACGCUUCUAUCUCUACUGCGUUUAUAGCGCCGUAUUCCUCUACCGAGCGCGAUGCGCUGGCGUGCUCUCAGCAGACGAAGAACAGUCCGUCCGUCAAAUGGUUCAAGAAACAGUGACUCGCCUCGAGCGCUCCGGCAUCGCAGGCUCCCAGCAUCCAGGCAGCAGGUACUCCCAGCUCCUACGCCUGCUGUGGGAUAAAGUAGACCGGAGAGAACAUAAGCGCCAUCAGAGCACCGCCACUCUCACGAACCCAUACAGACCAGGCAGUGGAGUAGCAGGUGGCACACCGGGCUCCAACCCUAGUGUGACUAUGCAAGAAUCUCCCGCUAUGACGGAGAUGGUGGGAGACUUCUCGUGGACAGAUCUCGAUGCUAUAGGGAACUUUGCUGUCAAUGGGAACGCGGGCCUUAGUAACGUGGGUAAUGAUCUGGAGUGGUGGUCUGGUUUCUUGCCUACAGAUGGCAGUAACUUUAUGAUGGACACCUUUUCGGGAAUGGACGACUGGGAUCUGGGACUUGGUGCUUGA
Molecule: messenger RNA, 2265 nt
Organism: Recurvomyces mirabilis
Lineage: Eukaryota; Fungi; Ascomycota; Dothideomycetes; Mycosphaerellales; Teratosphaeriaceae
Exons: 2
Coding region: 1-2265 (754 amino acids)
Biological process (GO): DNA-templated transcription; regulation of DNA-templated transcription
Cellular component (GO): nucleus
Molecular function (GO): DNA binding; DNA-binding transcription factor activity, RNA polymerase II-specific; zinc ion binding
Source: RefSeq, a predicted model, not a curated record